This is a messenger RNA of Neltuma alba, 615 nucleotides long. RefSeq lists its product as uncharacterized. The record is from RefSeq and is a predicted model, not a curated record. Lineage: Eukaryota; Viridiplantae; Streptophyta; Magnoliopsida; Fabales; Fabaceae. Bases 63 to 425 code for a protein of 120 amino acids. The transcript is spliced from 2 exons.
CUCUACCAACCACUCGUGAAGCAUUCUCGGAGGUGUGACGAGAAGCAUCUCGACGACAAGUGAUGCUAUCUGCUCCACCAUCCUCUGUUUCUGACUCCUCUGUUCUGGUCAGCAAGGGUGCACCUUUGUCAUCAUCUUCAUCUAAUAAAGCUAAGGUUUAUUGUGACCAUUGUAAAAAGCCCGGCCACACACGUGACCGUUGUUGGGAUAUACAUGGUAAACCAGCAGACUGGAAACCUCGAAAGGGAAAGUCGCGAGGCUACCAAGCAUCGCAAGAUCCUGAUUCCUCUCCUUUGACCACUGAACAGUUACACCAGUUGGUUACUGCGCUUAAGGGUCUUCAAACACAACAACAGCCUCGUACGGCUUCUGCUUCCGCAGCUACUACAGGAUCUCUCAUCGGGGAAGAUGAUUGGCACAGCUAAGGAGCAUGAUGGUCUCUAUUAUCUUAACGUCUCUACCGUGAGGGCCUUGUGUAGUCGCACAAAUGGUUUUGUCUCCAACCCUGACAAUAAUAAUAUUCUGUUAUGGCAUAAAAGGAUGGGUCAUCCUAGUUUUUCUUAUUUGCAACGAUUGUUUCCUCAAUUUACUAUUAAUAAAAAUUCUAUUGCCCAU